This is a messenger RNA of Zerene cesonia (dogface butterfly), 2384 nucleotides long. RefSeq lists its product as uncharacterized. The record is from RefSeq and is a predicted model, not a curated record. The transcript has 11 exons. The coding region runs from base 143 to 2122 and encodes 659 amino acids. NCBI's taxonomy places the organism in Eukaryota, Metazoa, Arthropoda, Insecta, Lepidoptera, Pieridae.
UUUAUUUUCAUAGAACUAUUUUUAUUCACUGCUGUAACGAAUUUAAUGAAUCUAAUGAUAAACAAACCACUGUGACAGUUCCAGCAUAUAACGCUCGCAACCAAGUACUUUGUUAAAUUAAGUUUUAAACAUACUGACAAAAAUGAACAUUGAGGGAGUUGGAAACUCGGACGAGUACAUUGUUACAGCUAUUCAGAUAUUUGAAUACUGUGGGGCCGACAGUUCAAGUACUUUACGGGUCGAUGCCUUGAUGGAUAAAUUCGCGCCUUUCAUAAAAACUAACAGAGCUGAAUACAGCUAUCUGAAGUCUUUGCUUGAUCCAGAUGAGAAUAAUCCGGAAAUAACUGUCACUAAACUAGCUGAAACUCUGAACAAAUAUAGUGAGAGUCAAAAAGUCAAAGUGGAUCUUGAAGAAAGUUUUAAUUUGAAAAGUGGACAGGUUCCACAUGAUUCAGACUCAGGGAUCUCCACAGAUGGUUUCCAACUGCUGGAGGAGUUGCAAUGUGAACUCAGAGAGAAGUCGCACCUGGCGCACCAGCUCCGAAGUCAGUUGGAUUUCACAGACAGGCAGCAUGAGGAGGCCCUUGCAGCUCUCACAGCUGAGAGAGAUUCGCUGCGGUCGCAUCUUAAUAUGUUACGGGAAGAGAACAUGACACUGUCGCACGUGCGGCGCGACUACGAGGAGGUGUGCGAGCGGCUGUGCGCCAGCGAGCGCGCGCUCGACGGCGCCACGCGCGACCUCGACGCCAGCAGGAAGCGGCUGCGGGUGCUCAGCGAGCAGGUCAGCCUGCUCGAGAACGAGAAAUUGACUCUCGGCGAGCUGCUCUCCAAGUCCAAGGAGGAGUGCCACCGCACCAACGAGAUGUACGCGAGCCGGCAGGUGGCGCUGCUGGAGCACAACGAGCGGCUGCGCGCCGCGCACGCCGACCUCAGCGCGCGCCUUCGCGACCAGGAGGACUUCCUGCAGACCGUGCUCAACGAGAAGGUGUUGCUGGAAAUGGAGCUAAAAGACAUGUUAAACAAAACGAACCAGACCCACUUGAAAUUGGACCGUUCCAUUGAUGUCAGCUACACUGAGGACCAAAUGCUGACUGCUUUGGACAGUCUCAAUGCUGAAAGUCGCUUCUCUUCUGACAAUCGCAUACUCGAUGAAGAAUCAUUCGUCAAUACAUUGAAAGAGGAGCAAGGGCGCGCAACUAACAUGUCCCUGUUCGACGAAAUAAGACUCAGCUUCUGUAACAUGUCCCGUACCAACAUCACUGAAAUAAGCUCGCACGACAGACAUUUCGAUACGUCCUUUAUCAAUGUUGGAACACAGACGGAUACACAGAAAACACUCAUGGAUGCUGAAAUUCAAACUAUCGAAUGUUAUAAGAAAGAUCUAGAAACGAAAUCGACACAAACCAUCGGCGUCAACAGAAAUGCUAUGGUACGGAAAAUAACACGGCCAAUUAAGAGAGAACCACUCGGAAGGGUGGUACACGCGAGCAUACAGACAGACAGUGUAAAUUUGAAUAAUAAUAGCGCUGAUGCCUGCAAGGAUUGCGCUAUUUGCAAAAAAUGUGAACAAUUCAAUGAAUACACGGCCCAAUUGGAAUGCGAUUUCAGAAGUUCGCACGCAACCGUUGUGAAAAUGCGAAACGAAAUAGACAGCUACGAGAACAAUUUAAAUAUCUUAAAGAGAUUCAUCGAUGAAGGCAACGAGAGGAACGAUUAUAUGAGAACAGUUGUAGAUAAUUUGAAAGCGAAGCUGGUUGUGCUAGAGCAGAAGUGCACAGAUCAAGGGGAGAGAAUUAAGAGUCUGUGUUGUGAGACGUGUGCUGCGGAAGCUCAAACCGAGUGUGAUCAAGUGUCAGUGUGCUCACAAACUGACCUGCCGUGCUCGUCUUGCGUGAAACGGAACACGCCGCAUCGUCUUAGAAGGUAUUUGUGGGAGCCGUUGAGGUGCCUGUUUCAAGUGUUCGCCGUUAUUUGCUUCCUCUGCGCCAUAUCGGUGCUAUAUAAUGUGACACAGCGCUGGCACUCGCGUUGUUCACCCAUUACCACGUGGAGUUGGUUGCAGCCACACGACCUUUUGGAUCUGCUGUUUCGUAUUGAAUAUGUCGCUGAUGUGCCCAUGUAGGCAGUUUGUAUAUGGGCAAUUUUUACUGUGUGGGUGUAGGCAAUUUGUGCUUGUGUAUGCGUAUGGGCAGAUUUUGUCCGUCUAUAAUUGGAUAAGCAAACGUUACCUGUUCCACUGUGCAAGAGUAACCCAAUACGAGUAUAAUUUACGUAAAUAAAGAAUUGUCAAUAUUUAAAUGUAUGGGCAAUUUUGACCCAUUUGCAUACUUUUGGGCAAAUUCGUAAAACCAAGAAGCACAGAGUGCUGUUAUGCUGAAUAAUUA